AUGAGCCCACUCCACCAUAUCCUUCUUUCGACACUGGUUACCAUUUAUAUGUGCUUGUCAGCGGUCUCUGCCUACUCUGUUGGACCCAACCCCAACCCCAAGACAUCAACACAAGGACCCGAAAUUUCUAGAAGAUCAAUAUUCUUUGCACCAAUUGUGUUUGCUACUGCUUCUAUGGGUACUGCAAACAAUGUUCAUGCCUUGGAUAUGGACGGAUUCAUGAAUUCAGAACUUCAGAAGGAUUCAAAACCGGAUCAAGGUAUGUCCGCUGACGAAGCUCUUUGCCGCUUCGGGUCGCCAAGCCCCGAAACAGGUAAAGCCUGUGUCCGGGCAGGAAUGUCACCAGAGCGGAAGGGAAAGCCGGUCGAUGCGUUUGGCAAGAUCGACAGGGGCGAAUACGUAAGAUGCAAGUCGUUCUGGGUUGAAGGAGCGAGCGGAAAGUUGGAGAAGCAAUGGAAUUGUCAAUAG
Messenger RNA from Cylindrotheca closterium, 468 nucleotides. Lineage: Eukaryota; Bacillariophyta; Bacillariophyceae; Bacillariales; Bacillariaceae. The record is from the annotation of a GenBank genome assembly.